UCAAUCAGACACGUCGCUUCUUCACUUCUGUGCGUUGCAUUGGGAUAAUGCCCAGUGUUCUAGAACCUUUGUGAAAGAUCGUCCGAUUCCAGCUCCGCUACUGCAGGGUUCAGAGCGGCAACAGAGCUGAUCGCCGCUGGUGGCAGGAUCGUACGCAGAUUCUAAUCGAACAAUAAUGAAUGUGGGUGUAGCACACAGUGAGGUGAACCCAAAUACGAGGGUAAUGAACAGUCGUGGAAUGUGGCUGACGUACGCUUUGGGAGUUGGCAUGCUACACAUUGUCCUCCUCAGCAUUCCCUUCUUUAGUGUUCCUGUUGCUUGGACCUUGACUAAUGUCAUUCACAACUUGGGAAUGUAUGUUUUUUUACAUGCAGUGAAAGGAACACCGUUUGAAACGCCAGACCAGGGCAAAGCACGGCUACUAACACACUGGGAGCAGCUGGAUUAUGGGGUGCAGUUUACUGCAUCAAGAAAAUUCUUCACAAUCUCUCCAAUAAUUCUGUACUUCUUGACAAGUUUCUAUACAAAGUAUGAUCCAACACAUUUCUUCAUCAACACGGCUUCCCUCCUUAGUGUACUAAUUCCGAAAUUACCACAGCUCCAUGGAGUCAGAAUCUUUGGCAUUAAUAAAUACUGAACAGGGCUACAGCAGAAUCUGUUAUUUUGAGCGCACAACUUUUUGGCUCUGGCUCUUUCUGGUGGAGGAAAGGAUUACUGGUUAGGCCAUUUUAACAGUUUAUAGCGUAAAAUUCUAACUGUCCCUUCUUUGUAAGCUGUCAGAAUCCACACAGACUUAAAGAAGGUACCUCCCCUUCUAUGAGAGUAAGGGGUCUUGUGUAAAGGUUAGCCUUUGCAGGCUGGGCUGGCCCAGCUAUGACCCGAAGUUUGCAGUGCACAAAAAAGACUGACAUGAAAGGUAGAAACCGCAUCGUGAUUAUGGAUGAUCGUAUUGUGAACAUCAUCUAUUAAGGACACAGCAUUUGUCACUUUUUAAUAUUUAAAUGAUCAUCUGUAGCGAUCCAGUUUGUGACCAGCAACAGCAUUCUGUAAUGGUUUGCUGCAUGCUGCAUUGGUAUGCAUUAGUGUUUAUUUCAUUUUUUUUUCUCUUUAAAUCUUAGUUUAUUCAUCCUUGCUUUAUGGCCGAACAUACUGUCAGUAGUCAUUCAAAUGUCUUAUGUAGGCAAACAGUACCAUUAUUAGACAUCCUUCAAUAUUAGAAGUUUUGUGAUAAUGUGCUAGUAUAAUUGAAUAUGUUUGCUUGAUUCAUUAUCUACACAGUGGCAUAAUUUCAAUAGUGUCUUGUUUUAUAAAGAAUGUAGAAGUGUGGUGUUAUUUUUUUGAAAUUUUUAUUGUGUGAAUAUGGCUUUGAAUCACAAAUGUUAACAGCCAGUGUUCCUCUAAAAGCGUUCUUUAUGCUUGUACAAUCGGUACAAUACCAGUCUGGUCUAUGUUGCAUUUGGAAAAAUAAACUAAUCAAGGUUUG
Messenger RNA from Bufo bufo (common toad), 1483 nucleotides. It is a transcript of the gene ORMDL1, whose product is annotated as ORMDL sphingolipid biosynthesis regulator 1. The transcript has 4 exons. NCBI's taxonomy places the organism in Eukaryota, Metazoa, Chordata, Amphibia, Anura, Bufonidae. Gene Ontology annotation, cellular component: endoplasmic reticulum membrane. Gene Ontology annotation, biological process: negative regulation of ceramide biosynthetic process; intracellular sphingolipid homeostasis; ceramide metabolic process. The coding region runs from base 176 to 637 and encodes 153 amino acids. The record is from RefSeq and is a predicted model, not a curated record.